This is a messenger RNA of Rhodofomes roseus, 1367 nucleotides long. RefSeq names its product endo-1,4-B-xylanase. Gene Ontology annotation, biological process: carbohydrate metabolic process. The coding region runs from base 154 to 1242 and encodes 362 amino acids. Gene Ontology annotation, molecular function: hydrolase activity, hydrolyzing O-glycosyl compounds. The record is from RefSeq and is a predicted model, not a curated record. NCBI's taxonomy places the organism in Eukaryota, Fungi, Basidiomycota, Agaricomycetes, Polyporales, Fomitopsidaceae. The transcript is spliced from 8 exons.
UCCUAUGCGAUGUCUCUGCAUGGUCCCGUCUAUUUUCGAUCCCCGUGUCAUGUUCACGCUCUGCCGAUGCGCUCGCAGAGAGCGGUAUAAAGAGGGCGUGCACGGCAGUGUUGCCCUCCGUGUCGGCCAGAUUUUAACCUCACAGGUAUAGCUAUGCAGUCCGCCCUGGCUCUCUUCGCGCUCGCUGCGGUCGCCCCGCUGUCGGCCUCGGCACUGCCCGCGACGGCGACGGCAGCUGCCAGUUCCGCCUUGCCCACCGCGACGUCCGUUGUGUCCGGCCUGAAUGCGCUUGCGCGUGCCGCUGGGAAGCUCUACUUCGGGACGGCGACGGACAACACGACGCCCGAGUUCACGGACCCGACCUACUUGUCCAUUCUGGAGAACUACAACCAGUUUGGCCAGCUGACCCCGGCAAACGCUAUGAAGUGGAUGUACAUUGAGCCUGAGGCUGGCGUGUUCAACUUCACGCUUGGAAAUCAGAUUGCUGACCUCACUGAGGAGUACGGCAUGGUCCUCCGAGGCCACAACGGCGUCUGGUACGAAGAGCUCCCAGGCUGGGUCACAUCGACCGACUGGAACGCAACGGGACUCGCGUAUGCUGUACAACGGCACGUCAGCGGUAUUGUAGGGCACUACGCUGGCCGAGUAUAUGCUUGGGAUGUCGUCAACGAGCCGCUGAACGACAAUGGCACAAUGCGUGAGGAUCUCUUCUACAAUGCCCUCAACACGACCUACAUCAACAUCGCUCUGGAGGCUGCGCGCGCAGCGGACCCGAACGCCAAGCUCUACAUCAACGACUACAACAUUGAAUACGUCGGGACCAAGUCGACAGCUAUGCAGAACCUGAUCAAGCAGUUGCAGUCCGAGGGUGUUCCCAUCGAUGGUGUCGGCAUGGAGUCCCAUUUCAUUGUCGGUGAGGUGCCCACGACGCUCGUGGAGAACUUCCAGGCCUACGAAGCGCUUGGACUCGAGUUUGCAAUCACUGAGCUUGACAUCCGCAUGGAGCUCCCGGCGACCGACGAGCUCUACGAGCAGCAAAAGCAGGAUUACUACACCGUCGUGGACGCCUGCUUGCAGGUCUCGGUGUGCCGCGGCGUGACUGUCUGGGACUGGACUGACAAGUACUCGUGGGUUCCGAGCACAUUCGCUGGCUACGGCGAUGCAUGCCCCUGGGACGCGAACUACACGCGCAAGCCGGCAUACGAUGGUAUUGCUAUUGCAUUCGAGGGGCAGAGCAUCUAAGUGCGCGGGAACUGUACUUGGCGUCGCUAGGUUUCAGGGAUGAAGUAAUUGUCACAAGAAAGUCGAGCAGGGACACACAAUUCUGACUGCACCCUCAGCAUGUGCCACAUGAGAGGCAGAACACG